AUGGCAUCCAAGACGGUGUCUGCGAAAAAGCAGCAAGGCGAGUUGCCCCUGAGAGAAGUCUGGAGAGAGAUCCAUGAUGAGCUUGCGCUAACCCUGACUGCAGAGCUGCAAACGACAUACUCAAAUUACAAGAACACGCUGCAGCAGCUGGCCACCAAGAUCGGUGACGUUGAGCAAGAAGCUGAAGAGCACAAGCUGGUCCUAGACACUCUGGAUCCACUGCCCGGAGACCGAAAGUGCUUCCGGAUGAUCAACGGCGUCUUGGUUGAGCGGACCGUCAAGGACGUCGUUCCCGCUCUCAAGACCAAUGCCGAUGGCUUGAAGAAGGUACUCGAUGACCUAGUCAAGCAGUACAAGACGAAGCAGGAUGACUUGGAGAAGUGGAAGAAGAAGAACAACGUCCAGGUCGUGCAACAAUGA
Molecule: messenger RNA, 420 nt
Organism: Anthostomella pinea
Lineage: Eukaryota; Fungi; Ascomycota; Sordariomycetes; Xylariales; Xylariaceae
Source: the annotation of a GenBank genome assembly